Molecule: messenger RNA, 2066 nt
Organism: Pan troglodytes (chimpanzee)
Lineage: Eukaryota; Metazoa; Chordata; Mammalia; Primates; Hominidae
Gene: TMEM139
Product: transmembrane protein 139
Exons: 4
Coding region: 196-846 (216 amino acids)
Source: RefSeq, a predicted model, not a curated record
AGUGGGCUCCACCUACCCGCUCCGGCCCUUCCCACCCCCCCCCCCCCACCCCAUCUACUUUCUACAGUCUGUGGAGACAGUUGUGUCCCUGUGGCUUUGGUGCGCCUGUGUGCACUUUCUCCCUCCACCUGGAGCAUGGGCUGACACCGGAGGAAAGGAAAAGACAGAGUCAGACAGGGAGCCUGGGGAGGGGCCAUGGUGCCAAUGCACUUACUGGGGAGACUGGAGAAGCCGCUUCUCCUCCUGUGCUGCGCCUCCUUCCUACUGGGGCUGGCUUUGCUGGGCAUAAAGACGGACAUCACCCCCGUUGCUUAUUUCUUUCUCACAUUGGGUGGCUUCUUCUUGUUUGCCUAUCUCCUGGUCCGGUUUCUGGAAUGGGGGCUUCGGUCCCAGCUCCAAUCAAUGCAGACUGAGAGCCCAGGGCCCUCAGGCAAUGCACGGGACAAUGAAGCCUUUGAAGUGCCAGUCUAUGAAGAGGCCGUGGUGGGACUAGAAUCCCAGUGCCGCCCCCAAGAGUUGGACCAACCACCCCCCUACAGCACUGUUGUGAUAUCCCCAGCACCUGAGGACGAACAACCUAGCCAUCCAGAGGGGUCCAGGAGAGCCAAACUGGAACAGAGGCGAAUGGCCUCAGAGGGGUCCAUGGCCCAGGAAGGAAGCCCUGGAAGAGCUCCAAUCAACCUUCGGCUUCGGGGACCACGGGCUGUGUCCACUGCUCCUGAUCUGCAGAGCUUGGCGGCAGUCCCCAGAUUAGAGCCUCUGACUCCACCUCCUGCCUAUGAUGUCUGCUUUGGUCACCCUGAUGAUGAUAGUGUUUUUUAUGAGGACAACUGGGCACCCCCUUAAAUGACUCUCCCAAGAUUUCUCUUCUCUCCACACCAGACCUCGUUCAUUUGACUAACAUUUUCCAGCGCCUACUAUGUGUCAGAAACAAGUGUUUCUACCUGGACAUCAUAAAUGGGGACUUGGACCCUGAGGAGAGUCAGGCCACGGUAAGCCCUUCCCAGCUGAGAUAUGGGUGGCAUAAUUUGAGUCUUCUGGCAACAUUUGGUGACCUACCCCAUAUCCAAUAUUUCCAGCGUUAGAUUGAGGAUGAGGUAGGGAGGUGAUCCAGAGAAGGUGGAGAAGGAAGAAGUAACCUCUGAGUGGCGGCUAUUGCUUCUGUUCCAGGUGCUGUUCGAGCUGUUAGAUCCCUUAGGCUUGACAGCUUUGUGAGUUAUUAUUGAAAAAUGAGGAUUCCAAGAGUCAGAGGAGUUUGAUAAUGUGCACGAGGGCACACUGCUAGUAAAUAACAUUAGAAUAACUGGAAUGAACUCCUGAUCCCAAAGCCUAUUGUGUUUUCAACACAAGGUAAUAGGAAGCCAAGCAACUUGCAUGUCUCCCAAUCCCUGUCUAGGGACAGCUGCUGGUGCAGGAUGGAAGACUUCCUAUAAACAGAAUGGGCGACCAAUUGUGUCUACAGAAGGGGUGGGCUGAGCAUGGGCACGCAUGUCCCCAGCCUCCUGGACGAGCAAAGUCAGUCAAAGCGCUGGUGAUCCCUGCUCCGCGUGCGUAGCAGUGUCUGUGCCUCUCCUGCCCAGGGGCUAGACAGCAGUCUCCAGUGCAGGGUCCCCAUCCUAUCUGAAAACAGUAGAGUCAGUGGCCCCAGGUGGAGGGACUUCCAGUUUUAACAAUGGGUUGGUAUGAAGGCCAGAAAGAGUGAAACAUGUGAGCUUUCUGGCGAGGAGACUCCCUCUUGAAUCAUCCAUAUGUAGCCCCGGGGUCACUUGCGAGGAGUCUCUAACAGCUUCUGCCUCACUCCUAAGCUCUGACCGCUAGGCUUUCACCCCAGCCGCCGGUCCUGAUUCCUGAGAUCUCAAUAUUGAGCACCAGGUUUCCUGGAAUUGUGUGCUGCGGCUGUGAUGUAGGUUUCGGUCGCUGGAAGCUGCUAAACCAUAGCUGACGCCCCCUCCUAAGCCAGCCUUCCUUCCCCGCGCGGGCAUCUGUCCAGGGCCUUGUUGCGCUCUCAGUCUCCUUCGCAGCCUGGCCCCAACUGUUCAACUUCAAUAAAGCAAAACUCCAGCCAC